UUGCAUUCAAAUCAGAUUGUUGAUUUUUAACACUAUAUUAUUGCUAUUAAUCGAUGAUCAACUGUAAUUUAAGUGUGAAAGAUGAUAGCUUCCAUGGCUAUGGAUUGGGUUAGAGUCUAACCUAACCAUCCUUUAAUGUUUUCAUUAUUGCAAGACACUAUACAACAUUGGAGCCAGAAAUCUAGUGGUGAACAACAUAGGUCCUCUGGGAUGCUUGCCGUCGAUGAUAAACAAGACAGGAAAUGGGCAGUGCGAUGAACAGAUGAAUCAAAAUAUCAUGCCAUACAACUCUCAACUUCCUCAGAUACUAAAAAAUAUCCAGGAUGAAUAUCCUAAUGCUACCCUCACUCUGGCCAACAGCUAUGAUUUUCUUCAAGAUAUAUUGGCUGACACUGAAAAAUAUGGGUUUACAGAUGUAAAAGAUCCGU
Molecule: messenger RNA, 428 nt
Organism: Camellia sinensis
Lineage: Eukaryota; Viridiplantae; Streptophyta; Magnoliopsida; Ericales; Theaceae
Source: RefSeq, a predicted model, not a curated record